GGGACGUCCGGGAACGGGGCUAGCUCUCGGCCGAGGGGCGGGGCACCUGGGGGAGGAGCCAGCCUGCGGCCUAGGGCGGGGCAGAGCGCCGGAGGGUCCCGCGGAGACGCUGAGCUCGGACAGCCACGCUGCAGGCAGUGAGCACUGUGCCCGCUCGUGAUAACCCUUCCAGGAGCUUCACUGGCAGCCUCACAGCAAAGAAGGGAAAAUGGCUUGUUUGGAGCAUUCUUUCCAUAUGCCAGAUCUACAGGAACUUGCCGGAGUUCUGCAGAAGGGACUAAAAGCUAACUUUGCUGAUGUCCAGGUCUCUGUGGUUGACUGCCCUGAUCUGACCAAGGAGCCAUUUACCUUUCCGGUAAAAGGCAUCUGUGGGAAAACUAGAAUUGUAGAAGUAGGAGGUGUGCCUUACUUAUUGCCGCUUGUAAAUAAGAAAAAGGUUUAUGACGUAAAUAAGAUUGCAAAAGAAAUCAAGCUUCCUGGAGCAUUUAUUCUUGGAGCUGGAGCAGGCCCCUUUCAUACUCUCGGGUUCAAUUCUGAGUUCAUGCCAGUUAUUCAGACAGAAAGUGAGCACAAAUCUCCUGUAAAUGGAAGUUACAUCGCUCGUGUUAAUCCAGCAGAUGGAGGGUGCCUGUUAGAGAAAUACAGUGAGAAGUAUCAUGGUUUUGGAUGUGCAUUACUGGCUAAUCUUUUUGCCAGCGAGGGACAACCCGGAAAGGUCAUUGAGGUGAAAGCCAAAAGAAGAACUGGGAAACUUAACUUCGUGACCUGCAUAAGGCAGACUAUUGAAAAUCAUUAUGGAGAUAAGCCUGUAGGGAUGGGAGGUACUUUCCUAGUCCAGAAGGGAAAAGUGAAGACUCACAUCAUGCCUGCGGAAUUCUCUUCCUGUCCACUGAACUCCGAUGAAGCAGUCAAUCAAUGGCUGCGUUUUUAUGAGAUGUCAGCUCCUUUGGUUUGCCUGCCGGUGUUUGUCUCCAGAGACCCAGGGUUCGACCUGCGGCUGGAGCACACACACUGCUUCAGCCACCAUGGAGAAGGUGGGCACUACCAUUACGACACCACACCAGAAACCGUGGAGUACCUGGGCUACUUCUCACCCGCAGAGCUUCUCUAUCGCAUAGAUCAGCCAAAAGAGACCCAUUCAUUCGGGAGAGAUUAAGUCAGCUCAUACUUUAGAAAUAAUUAAUCAAAAUGAAUGAACUGAUUCACUCACCAAAACUGAUUGAUAGAAAUGACCUCACUACUUAAACCCAAUUCUUUUGC
Messenger RNA from Sorex fumeus (smoky shrew), 1260 nucleotides. It is a transcript of the gene BKGD, whose product is annotated as chromosome unknown C11orf54 homolog. The coding region runs from base 209 to 1156 and encodes 315 amino acids. Gene Ontology annotation, cellular component: nucleus. The transcript is spliced from 9 exons. Gene Ontology annotation, molecular function: zinc ion binding; hydrolase activity, acting on ester bonds. Lineage: Eukaryota; Metazoa; Chordata; Mammalia; Eulipotyphla; Soricidae. The record is from RefSeq and is a predicted model, not a curated record.